AUGGCUGACAUGCGGGAUUCCCCACGGGACGUUGCUUCGUAUCUGAGAAAGGUACGCAAGCCCCUAGUUGAGCGUCAACGACGUGAGAGGAUGAACGCAAGUAUUGACCGUCUCAAGCUCCUUAUCGCGGACACCAUCCGACAACAGGUGUCACCAAUGACGCGUGUGGACAAGGCGGACAUCCUGGAGCUCACCGUGUUCCAUCUGACACGGCUACAGCAUCAGCAGAGGGCCGUUCACGUAGCAACCGAAGCCAAAGACGCCACCUCAUGCAUAGCCUCUUACCAGACCGGUUUCCGGGAUUGCUUACAGGAGGCGGUCACAUAUAAAGCUGUAAACGGCGCGUGUGAUCCGGUUGUUACGACCAGUGUGAGCGGAAAUUUGAGGAGCGUCUAUGCACAGAAGCGGAAUAGAUUCCAGGCUGCUGGAGGAGGGAUUGAGGAAGAUGAUAAUCGGAUUCCACAGAUAGAAAACCAACAGCCCUGUACAUAUAGUCACCAAGGCCAUAACCCACGGGCCGUUUUCAUGUCAACGCCAAGAAGAUCGGACGAACGGUUGAAUCGAUUGACGGGUCAAAUCACAAUACCCUCUAUGGGAACUCAGGAUUGCUCGCCGAUCUCGCAGAUGACAAAAGGCCACGAUAACGUCAUCAUACAUAAUUCCAGCACUUCCGGGUUGAGUUUCGACAGCAAUGAUUCUGGAUUUUCCAACCUCGACGUGUCUGCUGACAGUCAAUCACCAAACCGAGGUGUAUCUUUGGGGUCAGAUGGUUGUUUUUCAUUUGACCGAAGUAACGAUGAUGCAGUCGUGCAAGUGACCAGAGACGAUGUUUGGCGCCCGUGGUAG
Molecule: messenger RNA, 846 nt
Organism: Mya arenaria
Lineage: Eukaryota; Metazoa; Mollusca; Bivalvia; Myida; Myidae
Product: transcription factor HES-1-like
Exons: 3
Coding region: 1-846 (281 amino acids)
Biological process (GO): anterior/posterior pattern specification; regulation of transcription by RNA polymerase II; regulation of neurogenesis
Cellular component (GO): nucleus
Molecular function (GO): DNA-binding transcription factor activity, RNA polymerase II-specific; protein dimerization activity; RNA polymerase II cis-regulatory region sequence-specific DNA binding
Source: RefSeq, a predicted model, not a curated record